Blepharisma stoltei is the source of this 993-nucleotide messenger RNA. The record is from the annotation of a GenBank genome assembly. NCBI's taxonomy places the organism in Eukaryota, Ciliophora, Heterotrichea, Heterotrichida, Blepharismidae.
AUGCUUGCUCUUGGAAUUGAAGGAAGCGCUAAUAAAAUCAGCGUAGGGAUUGUGGAUGAGAAAGGAAAUAUUUUGGCAAAUCCUAGGAAGACUUAUAAUGGGCCUCCAGGAAGUGGAUUUUUACCGAAAGAAACUGCAGAGCAUCAUAGAGCAAAUAUUCUAGGACUAAUUGAUGAAGCACUUGCAGAAGCCAAUAUUACUAUGGAUAAUAUAGGCUUAAUUUGCUACACAAAAGGACCGGGAAUGGCUAAUCCGCUAAGUGUCGGUGCUCUUGUAGCAAGAACCCUGAGCCAAAUGUUCGAAAUUCCCAUUAUAGGAGUCAAUCAUUGCGUAGCUCAUAUAGAGAUGGGAAGGCUUGUGACAGGCGCUGAAAACCCAACAGUUCUUUACGUUUCUGGAGGAAAUUCCCAGGUAAUUGCUUAUAAUGAAGGAAAAUACCGAAUAUUUGGUGAGACUAUUGACAUUGCAGUUGGAAACUGUUUAGAUCGUUUUGCAAGAAUCCUGAAAAUUCCAAAUGAGCCAGCACCUGGAUAUAAUAUCGAGCAGCUUGCUAAAAAGGGCACAAACUUUAUUGAAUUGCCAUACUCAGUGAAAGGAAUGGAUGUCUCUUUUUCCGGACUUCUAUCUCAUAUAGAAAAAAUCGCAGAUAAAUACCCUCCUGAAGACCUCUGCUUUUCUUUGCAAGAGACUGCUUUUGCCAUGCUGGUAGAAACAGCUGAGCGAGCUAUGGCUCAUUGCAACUCAAAUGAAGUUUUAAUUGUUGGAGGAGUCGGCUGCAAUCUGAGACUCCAAAAAAUGGUCCAAGAAAUGCUUGAAGAAAGAGGAGGAAUGCUGCAUGCAAUGGACGAGCGAUACUGUAUUGAUAAUGGAGCCAUGAUUGCUUAUACAGGAUUAAUCCAGUUUUUAAGCAGCGGAGGAAUGAAGCUUAAUGAUUGUAUAUUUACACAAAGGUUCAGGACUGAUGAAGUUGAUGUAACUUGGAGGAAUAAAUAA